AUGCCCGUUUCAAAAGAUCAUUAUUACCGUCUUGCAUCUGAGAUUGAGCAGGAAAGGAUUGAAGCGGCUGUGGCGCUUGUGGAUGAGUUAAACGCCGCCAAUAGCGAUGCUGACUGGAGCUAUGCCUACGACCGUCUUAUCAAAGGCCUUUCGUCCACCAGAGCGGCUGCACGCAUCGGAUUUUCGAUGUGUUUGGGAGAGAUAAUUUCACUGAUGGAGGAAAGAGACAUGUUCACCACUCACGAAUUUUUCAGGGAUCUGGAUUCGAAAUUGGCCUCGACCACCUCGAAGAAUAACGGACGCUCCGAACGUGCUCUGCUCUUCGGCAGAUUGUUCGGAUUACAGGCCUUGUUGAACUCGGAGUUCAUGAGAAAAUCACUGGAAAAUGGAGCUACAGAAACUCUGAUUGAAAUCAACAAGGAGCUGAUCUUUCUGUCACUAGCCAAGCCUUGGAUCAGAGAGGCCGUUUUCUUUGCAAUUCAACAGGCACUGGUACGCUAUCAUAUUGUCUCACAAUCUGUUGCAAUUCCAGCUUUCGAAAGAGCACUUUCACAGCUGUUGGUUCAAAUUCAUGAAGCUGGUUUGACGCUGUCCACUGAAGGACUGCUGAUAUACCUCACCAUUCCAGCUGCUCUCAGGCCAAUAGCUGGCGAAAGGGCCGGAUUCGAUUUGCAGGGUGGAUCCUUCUGGAAGGGAGGUGACCCCACAUUGAGACCAAACCUGCAGAUAUUAGCAAAGAUCCUCAAAGAGGCCCCUGUGGAAAACUCCGAGGACGGAGAAAAGACUGCACAGAAACAAAAGAGUAACUGGACCACUGCCAUACCGCAUUCUUGGAAGCUACUGUUUGCUGAGACUAUAGCUGGUGAUAUUGAAGAUGAUGUCGAGAUUUUUCAGGAUGAGAACUCCAAGAAGAGAAAGAAGGGAUCCAGUAAAGGGUCCAAUAAAAAGGCCAAAAAGGUUACGGUGACAGAAAAGAUUAAGCUUCACGAGCUUUGGACAGCUGGAGUUGAUCAACAGCUGUUUGCACUUUCAGCCUCUCCCGAGAGGAAAUUUACCGGGUUUGAGCUGUUCAGAUUUUUAAUCCAAAGUCCUCAAUUACCACCAGACCAGGUCAAUGCUAUCUUUAGUCCGAAUUUCCUCCGGACUCUGAUAAACCAAUCUGCCAAACAGGAUAGAACUCUGAACAAGAUUUCCGAACUUGUGCUCAAAACGAUUGUCCAGGUUAGUUCUGAGUUUCCAAAGAAAGCCUUUCCUAUUUUGAAAGCCCUUCUUUCCAAACCCGUGGGAACAAUCAACUUCGACAGACUCUCGAAGUCGAGAACCGUGGAGCAGAUUGUUAACUCCACUGAUGAUGAUGAUCUGGUGGAUGUGAUAUCCUUCUUGACAGAGCUUUCCUCUCAAGAGAAGCUGAUGGAGGAUAUAGUGAAGUGCCAAAACUUUGUACUGGACACAAUGCUUCAUCUGGUCAGAUCCAAGAAGCAACAUCUAGGCAAAACUGACCAGAAUAACGGAUGGUUGGUGGUAUGCCUCGAUUAUAUCGUGAAGCUGGUUUUCUUCAAGGCUGAAAAGUACUCCGAUUUAUACAGCGACAAAAUUGCCAAAAUUUCACAAGACAGAAUGACUUCGAUUCUGUCAGAAAUCCUGCAUCUUCAAAGAAAAGAUGAUAUUUCGUGGACCUCUGGGAUCAUUCAGACGAUAGAGAAACUGGCACAAGACCCAGGCUUCGUUUUGAGAACCUCUUUCGACGAAGAAAUCGAGGAAUUUAAGAGUGACUCAAUGAAGACACUGAGCUCGAUCUGGUUGCUUAUAAAAGAUGCCAAAACCAAGGGACUAGACACAAAGCUUCUCAUGAGCUUUGACUUACUGUUCUCCAGUACUCUUCUUCAGCUGUAUAGUGGUGACGCAGAAUCAGUUGGUAUUUUUCAAGAGCUUCAAGUGGCAUAUGAAAAGGUUUUUGCUGGUGAAGAUGAGAGUGAUAAAGAAGAGGCUACUGGAAUUUUACUAGACAUUUUACUUUCAUUCUUGACACAGCACUCGGUAUUCAUGAAGAAGCUGGCUAUGACGGUUUGGGAAUCCAUACUGGGAGAUAUCAGCGAGUCGAAUUUGGAGGUUUUGUAUGAAAUUCUGCUGACCAAGGAGAAUAAGCAAGGCCUCGAUAAGAUUUUCAACAGCGAUGAACAAUUUGAGCUGGAAGGCAGCAGUGAUGAUGGUGAAAGCAGUGAUGAGGAUGAGCAUGACCAUGAUCACGGGCCUGGCCAUGACCAUGGCCACAGCUCGGAUAAUGAAGACGACGACGAAGACGAAGAUGAAGACCAGUCUGAUAGCAGUACUGAUAACAGCGAAAAAAAUGCUCAAUCAGAUUCUGACGUCUCAGACUCCGAGUCACAGGAUGACCUUAAGACGGAAGUUCUCAUUGAAGAAGUCGACAGAAAGACCAACGUUGCACUGGCAGAAGCUCUUGGAAUUCCAGCCUCUGCUGAUGGAGAAGUCAAGUUCGACUCUUCUGACGAUUCAGACGUGGAAUCUGAUGUUGAGUCCAUGUCGGAUGAACAGAUGAUGGCCAUCGACUCACAAUUGUCCAUUAUCUUCAAGGAACGUCAAAAUGCCCUCUCUUCGGUCCAAUCAAAAUCUGGAAAUGCCAGAAAACUUGAGGUCCAAGAUGCGAAGAAGACGAUGGUGAUGUUCAAGAGCCGUAUCUUGGAUCUUCUGGAGCAGUUUGUGGACUCGCAGUCUGAGUCUUCUCUCAAUCUGACCAUGCUAUCGCCUUUGAUUGAUUUAAUUUCUCUCACUCAGGAGAAAACCAUAGGUGAAAAGGCCCAUAAACUGUUGAAGAUGAAAAUAUGCAAAACCAAGAUUAUUCUGGACCAGUCGUCUGGUUACGAGUCAUACAUUGAGUUGAUGCAAAAAUUCCAAGAUAAGGCAGAAAAAUCUGCAUUAGGAGCCCAUUCUAAUGCAUGCAAUCAAUCGUGCAUAUUCGUUGCAAAAACGGUAAUGAAAAAUUUCGGAGUUGGCGAGAAUGAGGAGUCUGUCCUGGAAAAACUAAUUGCAAUCUACAGUCUCUCUUUGAAGAAAUGGAGCAUUAGUGGAAGCAGCUCUAAAAUUCAGCCUUCUGUCUAUUUUGACUUCAUUAACUGGUUGUCUUCGAGAAGGUCACAUAGAGGCUGA
This is a messenger RNA of Kuraishia capsulata CBS 1993, 3165 nucleotides long. RefSeq lists its product as uncharacterized. The coding region runs from base 1 to 3165 and encodes 1054 amino acids. Gene Ontology annotation, biological process: regulation of DNA-templated transcription. The record is from RefSeq and is a predicted model, not a curated record. The transcript has a single exon. Lineage: Eukaryota; Fungi; Ascomycota; Pichiomycetes; Pichiales; Pichiaceae. Gene Ontology annotation, molecular function: rDNA binding; transcription factor binding. Gene Ontology annotation, cellular component: nucleolus.